UUUUUUUUUUUUUGCCGGAAACCGGUGUUGUUGACACUUCCGGUAAGUGACAAUGGCGACAGAGGUGAGGCAGGAGCUUGCACAGCUGAUGAAUUCAAGUGGUUCUCAUAAAGAUCUUGCUGCUAAAUACCGACAAAUUUUGGAGAAAGCUGUCCAAUUCUCAGAUGCAGAUCGGCUUGAAUCCUUGAAGGCUUUUGUUGAAGCAAUGGUCAAUGAAAAUGUCAGCCUUGUCAUCUCAAGACAGUUGCUCACAGACUUCUGCACACACCUGCCCAACCUGCCAGAUGGAACAGCGAAAGCAGUGUAUCACUUCACCUUGGAAAAGAUUCAACCAAGAGUCAUCUCGUUUGAGGAGCAAGUAGCUUCUAUCAGACAACACUUGGCAACCAUUUAUGAAAAAGAAGGUGACUGGAGAAAUGCUGCCCAGGUUUUAGUUGGUAUUCCUCUGGAAACAGGACAGAAGCAGUACAAUGUUGACUAUAAGCUGGAUACAUACCUGAAAAUUGCUCGUCUCUACUUGGAGGAUGAUGAUCCAGUGCAGGCAGAGGCGUACAUUAACAGAGCCUCGUUGCUUCAGAAUGAGUCAUCUAAUGAACAGCUGCAGAUACAUUACAAGGUGUGUUAUGCCAGAGUUCUAGACUUCAGGAGGAAGUUCAUUGAAGCUGCACAGCGGUACAACGAGCUCUCUUAUAAAUCUAUUGUCCAUGAGAGUGAACGCCUGGAAGCUUUGAAACACGCCCUGAACUGCACUAUUCUGGCUUCCGCAGGUCAGCAACGUUCGCGAAUGCUGGCCACACUCUUCAAGGACGAGCGCUGUCAGCAACUGGCCGCCUACGGCAUUCUGGAGAAGAUGUACCUGGACCGAAUCAUCAGAGGCAACCAGCUGCAGGAGUUUGCUGCCAUGCUGAUGCCUCACCAGAAGGCCACAACAGCGGAUGGCUCCAGCAUCCUUGACAGAGCUGUGAUUGAGCACAACCUCCUGUCUGCUAGUAAGCUGUACAACAACAUCACUUUUGAAGAACUAGGAGCGUUGUUGGAAAUCCCACCAGCAAAGGCAGAGAAGAUUGCCUCCCAGAUGAUCACUGAAGGUCGCAUGAACGGCUUCAUUGACCAAAUAGAUGGUAUUGUGCACUUUGAGACCAGGGAGCCCCUCCCUACAUGGGACAAACAGAUCCAGUCUCUGUGUUUCCAAGUCAACAAUCUCCUGGAGAAGAUCCGACAGGCUGCUCCGGAUUGGGCAGCACAAGCUAUGGAAACUCAGAUGACCCAGUGAACAUCUUCCAGUCAUUCCCCCUAAAUUUCUCAAACAGCUCAUUCUAAGAUUUGUCUUUCUGCUCAAAAAUCUCACCACUUGAGUCACAGUAAUGGACCCACAACAAACCCUUUACUGUCCCUGGUUUCAAAUGUCCCCACCACCACCACCACCGUGCACACACACACACUCUUUUGCCCACGUGGGCAUUGGUUCAGUACUUUGAGGGCUGUUUUCCAAUUUGUCAAGCGUAGAUGUGAUCACAGUGACUUUAAGUUUCCACGUGCUUAUUCAUGUCCAUAACAUACAACAGUCCAAAUUAAGAUUUCCUGGUUUAUUUAAAGUUUUACGGUCACAUUCUUCUGUGUUUAACUUAACAACUCAACCGUAUCUGUCCCGUGGUUCUUCAUUUAUUGUUUCAUGUGAACCUUUCAGUUCGCACUUAUGAAAUUUCAGCAACGAAUUAAAUUUCCAGAUGUGA
Molecule: messenger RNA, 1733 nt
Organism: Thalassophryne amazonica
Lineage: Eukaryota; Metazoa; Chordata; Actinopteri; Batrachoidiformes; Batrachoididae
Gene: cops4
Product: COP9 constitutive photomorphogenic homolog subunit 4 (Arabidopsis)
Exons: 10
Coding region: 53-1273 (406 amino acids)
Cellular component (GO): cytosol; COP9 signalosome
Source: RefSeq, a predicted model, not a curated record